GAAUUCCUAGUAAAAGCCCUCGUCAACCCUGGCGUUCUUCUUCCAUUUGUGUGAACUGAAACCUAGAAGAAACCCUCAGGAACCUUCCUCCUCCUCCUCUCUCUCUUCAUUAGUAUUUCUCCCCCUUCCUUCAUAUACCAAUUCCAAAAACAUUUUUCUCUCUUCAUUGCUAAAACCAAACCCAUUAUCCUUCUCUUUCUCUUAAGCACACAAGAAUCAAAAUUGAGUCCAUUUAUUCAAGAAAUGAACCCAGACUCGAGAGAUCCACCACCCGAGUACAGAGAAGGCUAUGCAUUAAGUGGCAAGAUAAUGCUUAGUGCUAUUGUUAUUCUCUUCUUUGUUAUCAUUCUAAUGGUUUUUCUCCACCUCUACGCUCGUUGGUACCUCACUCGUGCACGCCAGCGCCAAGUCCGCCGAGCCCGCAACCGCCGUACGCAUCUUGUCUUCUACGUCGACUCCGCCCAAAACCCCAACAAUGUCACCUCUCAUGUCACGCGUGGCCUUGAAGAGACUGUCAAAAAUUCUCUUCCUGUUUUUGUAUAUUCAAGAAAAACCCACCAAGAUUCGAUUGAGUGUGCGGUUUGUUUAUCCGAAUUAGAAGAGAACGAAAGGGGUCGGGUCUUGCCCAAGUGUAACCACAGUUUCCACACCGAGUGUAUCGAUAUGUGGUUUCAUUCUCACUCCACUUGCCCUCUUUGUCGCUCUCCGGUUGAGCCGGUGGAGGAAAACCCCGUUCCAGAAGGUUCAAAUUUCGGGAUUUCAGAAGCGGGUUCGGGUCUGUGUACCUCGUGCCAGCACGAGGAGGAUCAUCUGGGAUCGUCUUCUACGUCGUCGUUUAAUGGUGGAAGGAAACCUGGUGGGCUUAUUGGUGUGACCAUAGACGUCCCAAGGAGAAAUGGGAAUUUCGAGGACGAGUCAAGUACCGAGUCACCAUCAGCAAGUCACUCUUUCAGAUCGCCAAUGAGUCGUAUGUUGUCGUUUAAGAGGAUGCUAAGUAGGGAAAGAAGAGGUACUGUGUCUCCAACCGUGGCUAACUCAGUGAGCUGCGGUGGUGGGUCAGGGACGACCGAGUUUGAUAUUGAGCAAGGGAGGGAUGAGUCGACGCCUCAGCAAACUCGGUGUUAAAAUCAGAGGUGGCAGGCAAUUCUUGACCCGGUUGGAUGAGGAAGUAACCACGUGGCGAUUGUCUUACUGAGAAAACCGGCGGCGAUAGCCAGUCGCUUGAGUGGCAGUUUUGUUCUCAUGUGGCGGUGUGGGUCCUUGUGGAUAGGAGCGCCGCUUGAGGUUAUGUUUGACUUUUGACUUGUAUAUAACGAAAGAAAUCUUUUUAUUGAAUUUUCUCCUCCUUAUAUUUUCUA
This is a messenger RNA of Populus euphratica (Euphrates poplar), 1358 nucleotides long. RefSeq names its product RING-H2 finger protein ATL2-like. Lineage: Eukaryota; Viridiplantae; Streptophyta; Magnoliopsida; Malpighiales; Salicaceae. The record is from RefSeq and is a predicted model, not a curated record. The transcript has a single exon. The coding region runs from base 244 to 1125 and encodes 293 amino acids.